AAAAUGGUUGUCAAUUGACAGUAAUCAUUUUUUAUCUAUGGCCUAAAACGUCAAACUUAAAGAAAUAAGCAUUGAAAACGCGCGAUUAAUGCUGUAAAGGAAUUAAAUACUUGUAUUGAAUUGUUUUUACCAAUCAGAUAUAAAUCUUAAUAAUAAUGGCGACUACAUCGAAGCCACGCUCAGAAAUGACUCUAGAAGAGCUAGCUAAGAUAGAAGAGGAAGAAUUCAGCACAGGUCCGCUUUCGGUACUCACACAGUCCGUCAAAAAUAAUACACAAGUGUUAAUAAAUUGUCGUAACAAUAAAAAGUUAUUGGGUCGUGUAAAAGCCUUUGACCGGCAUUGCAACAUGGUGUUAGAAAAUGUUAAAGAAAUGUGGACCGAAGUUCCAAGGACGGGGAAAGGCAAAAAGGGUAAAGCUGUGAACAAAGACAAGUUCAUAUCAAAGAUGUUCCUCCGAGGCGAUUCAGUUAUCUUAGUCCUCAGGAAUCCUCUAGCUACCGCUGCAGGAAAGUAAAUGCUAAGUUAGGUCUAGUUUAAUGUCUAAUAAACUGCUGUUUUAUAACAAGUGACAAGUGUGUAUGUUUAAAGGAAAGUCCUAUGAUUUUACGUCUUUUAUGUUGUGUCUAUCUACUUAUACGCUUGUCAGCUAAGAAAUAUAAAUAAAUAAUUUUUACUAUC
Molecule: messenger RNA, 679 nt
Organism: Danaus plexippus (monarch butterfly)
Lineage: Eukaryota; Metazoa; Arthropoda; Insecta; Lepidoptera; Nymphalidae
Gene: SmD2
Product: probable small nuclear ribonucleoprotein Sm D2
Exons: 3
Coding region: 156-515 (119 amino acids)
Biological process (GO): spliceosomal snRNP assembly; RNA splicing
Cellular component (GO): U5 snRNP; precatalytic spliceosome; catalytic step 2 spliceosome
Molecular function (GO): RNA binding
Source: RefSeq, a predicted model, not a curated record